This is a messenger RNA of Fukomys damarensis (Damara mole-rat), 1005 nucleotides long. RefSeq names its product olfactory receptor-like protein OLF3. The record is from RefSeq and is a predicted model, not a curated record. Gene Ontology annotation, biological process: G protein-coupled receptor signaling pathway. Gene Ontology annotation, molecular function: G protein-coupled receptor activity; olfactory receptor activity. The coding region runs from base 1 to 1005 and encodes 334 amino acids. Gene Ontology annotation, cellular component: membrane. Lineage: Eukaryota; Metazoa; Chordata; Mammalia; Rodentia; Bathyergidae. The transcript has 3 exons.
AUGAAGGAGAACAGCUUUCCACAGGGAGAAGAAGGGCAGUGUGGUGGCACUGGCUUUGAGAUUUGGAAGCCACAUGUGGUGAGUGAAUUUAUUCUCCUUGGCCUAUCCAGUGACUGGGAUAUUCAAGUCUCACUCUUUGUCCUGUUCUUGAUCAUGUACCUGGUGACAGUGCUGGGGAACUUCCUCAUUGUUCUUCUGAUCAGACUUGAUGGCAGACUCCACACUCCCAUACUCCAUUCACCCAUGUACUUUUUCCUUAGUGUCCUGUCACUUGUGGACAUCUAUUAUACCAACAGCACUGUCCCACAGAUGUUCAUAGACUUCCUAUCCUCCUGGAAGUCCAUCUCAUUCCAUGGCUGUGUGCUCCAGCUCUAUGUCUCCUUAGCAAUGGGUAGAACAGAGUUCUUCCUGCUGGGGACCAUUGCCUAUGACUGCUAUGUGGCAGUGUGCCACCCACUGCACUACACACUCAUCAUGAAUGGAGGGCUGUGCCUUGGCCUGGCUGCUGGCUGCCUGGUGGCUGGUUUCAUGAAUUCACUGAUGCAGACCAUCAUCAUCUUCCAGUUACCCUUGUGUCAUAACAUCAUUAAUUACUUUGCCUGCGAGAUGCUGGCUGUACUGAGGCUGGCCUGUGCAGACAUCUCCUUCAACAUGAUCAUGGUGGCCAUCUCAGGGUUUCUGGUGAUCAUGCCACCCUGCUUUCUUGUCUUGUUCUCUUAUGCUUGUGUAGUCCCCACCAUUCUGCACAUUUGCUUCUCUCAGGGAUGCCUCAAAGCCUUUGGGAUAUGUACCUCCCACCUCUCUGUGGCAUCCAUGUGCUUUGGAACAGCCUUCUCUUCAUAUAUGAGGCCUGUCAGUGGUUCCUCCACAGAACAAGAGAAGACGGUUGCCUUCUUCUAUGCCAUAGUGACCCCAAUACUUGAUCCCUUAAUCUACAGUUUGAGGGACAAGGAUGUGAUUGGUGCCUUACAAAAAGUACUGGGAAAAUUUAGUCAAAAGGGAUAA